Anastrepha ludens (Mexican fruit fly) is the source of this 800-nucleotide messenger RNA. RefSeq names its product ADP-ribosylation factor-like protein 2-binding protein. The transcript has 3 exons. Bases 168 to 692 code for a protein of 174 amino acids. The record is from RefSeq and is a predicted model, not a curated record. Gene Ontology annotation, biological process: positive regulation of tyrosine phosphorylation of STAT protein; maintenance of protein location in nucleus. Gene Ontology annotation, cellular component: mitochondrial intermembrane space. Lineage: Eukaryota; Metazoa; Arthropoda; Insecta; Diptera; Tephritidae.
UUAAGGGACGUAAGCUCUAUAGCAACGAUAAACCAAACAAUAUUAACUAGGUGCUUGCUGUCAGAAAAAUUUGAUGGAAAACCGUUAAUAAAUAAUUUUUGUAACAAAAAUUUAGAAAAAAAAGGGAAAAUAUAUUUUGUUAAGUUAAAAUUAAUUACUUUAUUUGAAUGGAAGCAACGUUACCGGACGAGUCUAUUGAUAUUAUCGGCAAAUCGCAGGGAAGCAAAUUUUUCGACGAUGUCAUUGGCCACAUCGAAGACAUUGUGCUUGGCGAAGCUUUCCAGGAACUUCACAAUAAUUUUCUCGAGAAAUAUUGGAAUCGCAUGGAAAAUACCGAAGAAAAUAAACUAGAGUACAUGGAUAUAUUUCAAGAGUACGCAAAUACCUUUGAGACUUUCUUUGUUGAUGAAUUAUGUGCUCGCAUGGCUGAUUUUAAUAUAAGCCGUUUUGCAGAGGAACUUGAGAAAAACAAGGUCUUUGAUGAUAUUUUAAGCAACGGCGAAAUAUUUGAACUUUUACAUUCAUUCAGCAGUUUUGAGACAUUCAAAGAACUCAUGUUGGACUAUCGCAACAAGAAAGAGGGCCAUAUGGAACACCUCGAUUUCAAUAUUCUUGUUACAACUCCCUAUUCAGUUGCAGAAUCAACAAAACAAAUCGGUGCAAUGGACGACGAAGGCAGUACUCUUCCCUAAGUUUUAUUUUCGUACGCAAUAUAUAUAUUUAUCUGUAUAUAUGUACAACCAUUUCCAUUUCCUUAAAUACAAAAACAUGUGUAUUGUGUCUGCUAUAUUACCAAAAAA